Molecule: messenger RNA, 3423 nt
Organism: Zychaea mexicana
Lineage: Eukaryota; Fungi; Mucoromycota; Mucoromycetes; Mucorales; Lichtheimiaceae
Exons: 9
Coding region: 1-3318 (1105 amino acids)
Biological process (GO): regulation of transcription by RNA polymerase II; regulation of DNA-templated transcription elongation; transcription elongation by RNA polymerase II
Cellular component (GO): DSIF complex
Molecular function (GO): protein binding; mRNA binding
Source: RefSeq, a predicted model, not a curated record
AUGAGAAACCCCAAGACGUCAGCGAUUGUAGAAGACGAUGAAGAAGACGACGUUCCAUAUGACGAAGACGAAGAAGUAGAGGAUAAUGACGAUGUCGACGAAGAAGAAGAGGACGACGAGGACGACGAUGAAGACGAUGAUCCUCGCCCCAAAAAACGUGCAGCUAAUCCUUUCAUUGAUGAAAUGGCUCUUGUCGAUGAAGACGAAGAGGAGGAAGAAGAGGAAGAAGACUACGAGCGUGAAGAUGGAUUCAUCGAUGAGGGUGGGGAGGAGAUUCCAUCCGAGGCCUCGAUGCAAAGACGCCACUUGGAUCUUGAUCGCCGGCGUCGUGAAAUGGAAGGCAUGGACGAUGAACAAGUAGCGGCAUUCUAUGCACAAAAGUACGGUGGGCGACGGGCGCAGGCAUACAAGUCUUCCGAAGAAGUGCCGCAGCAACUGCUGCUGCCAAGUGUGAACGACCCAAAUUUGUGGAUGGUUAAAUGCAAGCCGGGCAAGGAGAGAGAUAUCGUUUUGGGCAUGAUGAAGCGAUACUUUGAUCGCUUAUACAGUGAUGUGCCAUUGGAUACGUUUUCAGCAUUUGCAAGAGAAUCAUUGAAGGGCUAUGUAUAUAUCGAAGCAAGAAGAUUGGCUCAUGUACAGCAGGCCAUUGCAAAUAUACCGCAUGUUUAUCAGACAACGUUAAUUUUGGUGCCGAUCCAGGACAUGAUCGAUUCUAUCAACAUACAAAAGAAGGUGACCGAAAUACCCAUUGGCGGAUGGGUCCGCGUCACUCGAGGAACAUAUAACGGUGAUCUCGGCAAAGUGCUUGAGGUCUCUGAUUCGCAGGACACAGCUUUGAUCAAACUGAUCCCACGUCUGGCACUGGAUCAGCCUGAAGAAGAAUACGAGGCCAGUAAAAAGCGAAAGAAAGGCGCAGCAGCACGACCGCCACAACGAUUAUUCAAUCCAGAACGCCUCAGCAAACGACACAUUUCGAGCUUACAAAAGAAAGGUCCUUAUUGGGUGUUGGGCACCGACAGUUUCCGCGACGGCUAUCUCGAGAAAAAUAUAAAGGCGACAUCAUUGCAGAUCGAAGAUGUCAGCCCGUCUCUUGAGGAGAUUACUCGGUUCAUAGGAGAUUCUGGUGCAGCGGGUGAAGAUGGGGAUCGUGCCCUGGAUUUGUCUGCAGCCUCGCUCCAGGCUGUAAAUGAUGCACAGGCAACAUCAUUAUUGCAACCGGGCGACACUGUCGAGGUCAUUGAAGGUGAUAUGGUCCAUACUAUUGGUACGAUAGAGACAGUCAACGAUGCGUCCGUUAUCGUAAAACUUGACAUGGGCGGCUUCUCAAAGUCGGUGACUUUGCCUGCCAAACAAGUACGCAAAAAGUUCAAUGAAGGUGACCACGUCAAAGUCAUUCACGGUCUGCGUAAAGAUGAAAGUGGUAUGGUUGUCAAGGUCGAAGGCAACGUGAUCACCAUGGUUUCGGAUUCGUCUCUGGAAGAAAUUAAGGUGUUUGCAAAGGAUCUUCGUGUUGCUGCCGAGGUCACCUUGGGCAAGACGACCAUUGGCAACUAUGAGUUGCAUGAUUUGGUUCAACUUGACUUCCAUACUGUGGGUGUUAUCGUCAAAGUAGACAAAAACUCGCUCAAAGUUAUGACACACAAUGGAGACAUUCGUACGCUCGCACCACAUCAAAUCACAAACAAACGAAAUAGCCAAAGAGCUGUUGCAACAGACGCCAACGGCAACAGUAUAACCGCCGGAGACACGGUUAUGGAAGUGCGUGGUGACAGACGGACAUGUACAGUGCUUCACAUUUAUCGACACCUUGUGUUUUUGCACUCGCGUGAAAAUAUGGCAAAUUUCGGUGUGUGGGUUGAAAACACACGGUCUGUCAUGAGCAUGUCGCCCAAAGAACGUCAACCGUCCCGAGACAACUUGCGACAACCUAACAAUGGCCCCAACUUCCGCGGAGGCUUCGAAGGCCGUGGUCGUGGUCGAGGGGGCGCUCGUGGCGGCUUUUUCGGCCGUGGUCGUGGUGGUCGCGACAACUUAAUAUCCAAGACAGUGCGUGUUACACAGGGUCCACACAAGGGCUAUGUUGGUAUUGUCAAGGAUUCGACUGAAACAAUGGCAAGAGUCGAACUUCACACAAACUCCAAGGUCAUCAAUGUCGACAAAGCCAAGCUGGUACUAAUUGGUGUCAAGGGCGAAACCGUUGGCCCUGUGUUGGACGGCGAGCGCGCUGGUGGCGCAGCAGAUUCGUUCAGCUCGCGUCCUCCAAUGACGCCAAAGCGCUAUGGCGACGGCGCCAUGACUCCACGACACUACUCUUCUGGAUCACAGACGCCUGCAUGGAGCAUGAACUCACGAACACCCAACCCAUAUGCGAAUGAUGGUUCCAAGACGCCGGCAUGGGAUCUGGGCAGCAAGACGCCCAACCCACACGCUUAUUCAGAUGGAUCAAAAACACCUGCUUGGGACUCGGGAAGCAAAACACCUUCAUGGAAAGCGGAGACGCCUCGGUGGAACUCGUCUGGUGGACGCACGCCUGGUUUAAACGACUAUGGAGACCGCUCGCCUACUUGGAGUGGCAACAGCAGCAGUCGAUACGGAGACCGAGACGUUGCACCCACACCAGCAGCACAUGCCAUGGCACCAGCCACACCAGCAGCCUCAUCAAAUAAUGUCGCACCUUCUCCUGCACCUUUUCCACAGACACCUGGGGCAAACUUCCCUCAAACACCAUACGACAGCGCACCGACCCCUUACGAUGGUGCACCAACGCCGGGCGCUAAUCUUGCACCUGCAACGCCUGCUGCACUCACAGCCCCUACUCCAGCCGCCCAUAUGCUAAGUGCACCAACGCCCGGUGGCUACAUCCCAUCAACACCAGCAGGAUCAGUACAGCCACAAACUCCGUUUAGACCUACAGGCGGUGAUUAUGGACAUGUUGAAGAGCAAGCUGAAGACAGUUCAGACUGGCCCAUUGAAGAGAUUGAAAUCAAAGUAACCAAAUCAGGCAAUGGCGCUCAACAGGGCCAGCUUGCAUCGAUCGUGUCUGUGGACAGCACUGCACGGACAUGUACAGUCACUUUGAACGACGGAGGCGCACGAGCAGAUUUAGCAUUUGACAGCAUGGAACCUGUUCGACCGAGCAAAAAGGAUCCUGUCAAGGUUUUGCUGGGCCAGCAUCGUGGUGGUAUUGGUGCAUUGAUUGGUGUAGAUGGCCAUGAUGGUAUUUUGAGGCUGAAGGGCCAAGGCACAGCAUUCAAGUUCGUCAGUAUCAAUGCUGUUGGUAAAUACACUGGUUCAGAAAUGAGUAAUGGCGUAGUAUAAAGAAGCCAACAUCAAUCUCGAGCUAUGAUUCCCCUCCCUCCCUCUCUCCCUCCUUCUCUCUUUCACACAUCUACCUAAAAAGCGCUGCUAUUAAAAGGAUUGACC